Gambusia affinis (western mosquitofish) is the source of this 1792-nucleotide messenger RNA. RefSeq lists its product as uncharacterized. Gene Ontology annotation, biological process: endoplasmic reticulum unfolded protein response. Gene Ontology annotation, cellular component: endoplasmic reticulum. The record is from RefSeq and is a predicted model, not a curated record. Lineage: Eukaryota; Metazoa; Chordata; Actinopteri; Cyprinodontiformes; Poeciliidae. The coding region runs from base 485 to 685 and encodes 66 amino acids. The transcript has 3 exons.
CUGAGGAAAGGUUCUGAUCCAACUGUAGUAUCAGAACCAUGAUGCCUUCAUGGUUCUGGAUGGCUCAUCUGGUCCUGGUUUGUCCUCCAUCUGAAGGAUCCAAGAUGAUGUCAGCUCAGUUUAGACUCAUUCUGUUGACUAAAUUAGGUCCAAAUGGGUUGAUAAUGGGUUCGUGUCUUAAAUUCAUUUUAUUCCGGUGAAAUGAGAUGAACGCAGUUCCUCUCCUGCCACCAGAGGGCAGCAGAGACCCCGCGGCGCUCCGACCAAUGUCACGUGACCGGGUCAGUUCCUCGGAGUUCAGUUAGCACCAGCUAACGGCUAGCGCCGAUUCCUCGGAGGUUACUUACGGAGGGGAACCAGACCCGAGCCGAGCCGUUCACCACUCCCGUCCCACAGCCUCCAGCCUGCGCUGCUGCUCUCUCUGACCAGAUUCUGACCCGGUUCCGACCCGCUCCUGUCCGGCUCCUGUAGUUAAGGUGGGAACAUGUCUGCAGUUCAGCGGAUGAAGGUGGCCAACGAGCGGCACAGCAAGACGAUCACACAGCGGGGACACGUCCAGAAAACCUCGAGGCCGGUGAACGAGGACAAGUCUCCGGUGGGUCCCUGGCUGCUGGCGCUUUUCGUCUUUGUGGUUUGUGGAUCAGCCAUCUUCCAGAUCAUCCAGAGCAUCCGACAGGGCAUGUGAUGACCUCUGACCCCAGAGCCAAGCCUGCCUUCAUCACCCCGCCCUACACACACACACACACACACACACACACACACACACACACACACACACACAGAGACAUACAUGGGCAUUUCUGGCUUUGUGGGGAUUGUAAAUGUUAGGAUUGGUCUCCAUAAACCUGAAAUCCGGCCUGGACACUGGGUCAUUGUGAAGACGCGUCCCCACAGUGUAGCUGUGACCCUGAAGGUGACAUGUGUCUCCAGAUGUUUCCCCUGAUUGGAGACUUGUCCUCACAGUGAAGUAGCAAUCCAGCUGUGGAGACAUGUCCUCAGUGUAAGGACAUGUCUCCACAGCUGUCCUGAUGUGUCCCUGAUUGUCCUCAUAUUGCUGAGUUAGAGCCCUGGUCCCUACAGAGGCAGAAAGACCAGAACACACACACACACACACGUUCCUGUGGAGUUCAACUCAUUUCUCUUCCUUCUGUUACUACAGAACAUUGUUUUUUUAUUAUUAUUAUUAUUAUUAUUUUCUGCACUGCUGCUGGUGAUGAACUGAUGGAGUUGCUGGUAUCUGAUGAAGUCUUAACUGUUUUCCUUCCAGUCGUCCAGCCGCCUGCUGCUGAUUUAGAGGGAGAUUCUGUUGUUUCUGAACCCGAUGAAGCUUUGAUUGGUCCCUCAGAGUUCAGAGUCACCGUCGGUAAUAAUUAUUUAAAGAUAUUUAUGAAGAGUCUGCAGUCGACCCAUCCCUGAAAGCCAUAAAGCUGAUGUUUCAGCAGAGGAUCAGAAAAACGGGGCCAGUUGUUUACUGCUCUCUGUUAAGCUGUGACCGUUAACACUUCCUCUGUAUUUCACAAUAAAAGCACAGCACGCUCUGUCCGCUGGUAUAAUGUGACUUAACCUAACAGAAGCUGAUUGCAGGGUGAGUCGGUUUCCGUGGCGAUAAGCAGGAUUUCUCUUUAAUGCUCUGGAAACAGCAGCUUUAGCUCCGCCUCCAUCUCUGAUCUGCAGGAAGUGAAUUUUACUGUAAAACUGAUGACAACAAGCUCCCUGCUGCAGCUGUUUAUGUCUCCCCCUGCUGGACGAUUUCUCCACUUUUAUACAAAAUAAAACUUCUGAUAUUUUUCUC